Messenger RNA from Phlebotomus argentipes, 1636 nucleotides. RefSeq lists its product as uncharacterized. The coding region runs from base 9 to 1535 and encodes 508 amino acids. The transcript is spliced from 2 exons. Lineage: Eukaryota; Metazoa; Arthropoda; Insecta; Diptera; Psychodidae. The record is from RefSeq and is a predicted model, not a curated record.
CUGUGAACAUGUGCAAGGGCGUCUUCCGGGUGUCGCCCGAGGAUCAGAUGUACUUCUCACGCGUGCUGCGCUGUCCCGACGAAACGCACGAGCGCUGUUGCACAUUUCAAGUGACUGUGAGCGCGGAGAGGAGCACGAAGAGCGCUUUGGCGGAAGCUGAAGUGACCACGGAUGCGGUGACAACAGAGAGUGCCACUGAGGAUGUCACGACGGACACUGAGGACGCAAGAUUUGACUUCACAACGGAGAUUCCAACGACCACAGAAGGCGUUCUUGUGAUUUAUCCUACGGAAGAGUCGAAGAAUUCCUCGGAUCGCCGCAUGCGCGCCUUUCAGGGCGAUCAGCCAGAAGAUGACCUGAUUCUUGUCUUUCCCGUGGAAUCUCCUCGAGAAACACGCGCCACACUAUCAAACGAGAGUCCAAAUCUAACGACUCAAGACGCAUUGAAGGCAACUAAGAAGUUCAGAUACAACAAUGUGAACAGAAAGCGAUUCAUGCCCAUUCUGAAGAUUAAUGAAACGCAGCUUGAGACUCCGGUUGAGGGGAAGCCGGUGUUUAAGGUGGCGAACAGUGAGAAUAGGAAGUUCCUUGAGGAAUUGUACAGGAACAGGACGAGAUUCGGCACUCCGGCAUCUCAGAUUACCAGCACAACGCCGAGAGAGCUUCUGACGCGCCUUGAGAUGCAGCGGAUUGAAGAUGUGCCUGAAGACGUCAAGAGGACAACGCAGAGGCCAAGAGCUCCCAAGCGCAAUCUCUACUACGAUCCGACCAAGAGGAAGGGCUUCGUGAGGAAGAACGCCACGAGAGAGGGCGAUGAAAGUCCACCAAAACCAAUAGCUGUGGACAGCAAUCAUCGUGACAUGAUUGAGGAGGUGUUGAGUGAACUGAAGCGCGAGAGCAAUUCACUGGUGAUGCCCAGCGAGAUGUCCAUGAAUCCCGCAAUGGCGGCCAAGUUUAGCAACAUGCAGAAGCGCCUCAUUGAUAGGAUUGUGGAUAGGAUUUCGACGCGGAUGGAGCGUCGAGAGGACUUUGAUAUCACUGCAAGCACAAAGCGCGAACAGAGUCGUCCUUUUCGCGGAUCUAUGCGCUAUGCGGACACCGUGAAGAGCACCAAGGGCGAAUCCUCCGCCAGAGAGAAUCCCAGUGAGUCGGAACGGCGAAAGGGGAAGAAGCAGCAGCCUGAGGAGAUGAAGGAGUUCAGCAGAGAAACUCCGCUGCCCGCUGACUUUCGGCCAUCGCCUCUGUGGACGCUGCAGCGCGGCGAGGAUCCCUUCCCCAUUCCACAAGUGCCUCUGACGGCGUCCAGAGAAUCCAGAGAUGUCGUGCCGGAGAAUCACGCGUGGCGCCAGCGUGGAUUCGUGCCCAUUCCGCAGAUACCGCGAAACACACCCAUCCAGAUCAUCGGUCCCAUUCCCAAGAGCCUCAGGCGCGACUCCUCCAAGCACUUCGCACCCGCGCCCAGCGAUUUGCCCAGCGAGAGCGCGCCCCCGCACUUCCGCAGGCUCACGGGCGAGGAAGCAGGCGCUGCCCAGUAACUGUGAAUAUACUGUAGAGACGUAGAAGAAUGCAUGGUAUUUAUAAAGCAGAGUGAAUGUGUUGGUCGCAAUAAAAGAAAGCAAAAAUGUUGGAAUUGAAA